GCGAUAUUGCUUCAAAUUUGCUCGCGGUCUGUUGUCAUUAAAUCCAACAAAGGAGUGGAAGACAAGGAAGUGGGGUGUCAGGGUUCUUGUGCCUCUCAGAUCAUCAUGGAGUUUGCAGAGCUGAUCAAAACCCCUCGUGUGGAUGGGGUGGUCCUGCACAGGCCCUUCAUGCCCACUGUGGAGGGGACUCUGUGUCUGACCGGACAUCACAUCAUCCUGUCCUCUCGCCAGGAUAACACUGAGGAGCUCUGGCUGCUUCACACCAACAUCGACUCCAUUGAGAAAAGGUUUGUGGGAUCCCUGGGAACUAUUAUUGUGAAGUGUAAAGACCUGCGGGUGAUCCAGCUGGACAUACCUGGCAUGGAGGAGUGUCUUAAUAUUGCCAGCUCAAUCGAGGCUCUGUCCACGCUGGACUCGGUGUCCCUGAUGUACCCCUUCUUCUACCGUCCUCUGUUCGAGGUCAUUGAGGAUGGAUGGCAGCUGUUCAUGCCAGAGGAGGCUUUCAGAGAUCUGGAGUCUAUGACAGAUGAAUGGAGACUGAGCGAGGUCAAUAAAGACUUCAGCGUGUGCCCCUCGUACCCGUCCUUACUGACCGUGCCCAAAGACAUCGAUGAUGACAGUCUCUGCAAAGCUGCUUCCUUCCGCCAUGGCGGCCGCUUCCCUGUGCUCAGCUACUACCACAAGAAGAACGGCAUGGUGAUGAUGCGAGCAGCGCAGCCACUGACGGGAACCAACGGACGCCGCUGCAAAGAAGACGAGAAACUGAUCAAUGCCACGCUCUGCGCAGGGAAGCGCGGUUACAUCAUCGACACGCGGACGAUCGCUGUAGCGCAGCAGGCUAAAGCUCGCGGCGGAGGGUUUGAACAGGAAGCCAACUACCCGCAGUGGAGGAGGAUCCAUAAAGCCAUUGAGAGGUCUAAUGUUCUGCAGGAGAGUCUGAUAAAGCUGGUGGAGGCGUGCAACGAUCAGUCGCACAGCAUGGACCGCUGGCUCAGUAAACUCGAAGCCUCCAACUGGCAGAGUCAUGUGAAGGAGAUCCUCACCACGGCCUGCCUGGCUGCACAGUGCAUCGACAGGGAAGGGGCAUCAGUUCUGGUUCAUGGUACAGAGGGCACUGACUCAACACUGCAGGUGACGUCUCUCGCCCAGAUCAUCCUCGACCCGGCAUGCAGAACCGUCCGUGGCUUUGAGGCGCUGAUUGAGCGAGAGUGGUUACAGGCCGGUCACCCAUUCCAGCAGCGCUGUGCUCAGUCUGCAUACUCAAACGGGAAGCCCCGAAGUGAAGCGCCCGUGUUCCUGCUCUUCCUGGACUGCGUGUGGCAGAUCCUGCGGCAGUUCCCCUGCUCCUUCCAGUUCAGUGAGAACUUCCUGAUCAUGCUCUUUGAGCACGCCUAUGCCUCACAGUUCGGCACUUUCCUUGGAAACAGAGUGGCUGAAAGGGUGAAGCUGCAGCUGUCUCAGAAAACUGUGUCUCUGUGGUCGUGGGUGAACCGUCCUCAGGAGCUGGAGCGAUUCCUAAACCCGCUGUAUGAGCCCAAUAACCUGGUCAUCUGGCCGUCUGUGGCACCUCAGAGCCUGCUGCUGUGGGAGGGGAUAUUCCUUCGCUGGAAUCGCUCCACAAAGUGUUUGGAUGAGGCCUAUCAGGAGAUGGUCCAUAUUAUAGAAUACAACAAGGAGCUGCAGAACAAAGUGAACAGUCUGCGGAGACAGCUGGCCCAGCUCGAGACGGAGGACAGCCCGCUGCAGACACCGUAGGACAUCAACAGAAUGAAAUGAGUCCCACGCACAUGUAUCUACACUCCUCUCUCUUUCCUUAUGAUUCCACUGCUCAACUUUAUGCACAUUAACAUAUUUCAUUGGUCUCCAGUGGAUUCUACUCUAUGGCCACUAGAUCUGUUGCUUAACCACUGUAGUUUUCUUCCUCAAACACUAUGCCACACUCAUCCUUAUUAUUCCUUAUUCAAUGUAAACACUUUGAAUUGAUUAGCUAGUUAUUAUAUACAAUAUAUAUUUCACUAGAUAUUGUAAAUUGGGUGCUGUGGUUUACAUGUUCUCAAAGAAAAGGGACUGCUAAUGUGCCAUUUUUCAUUUUUUGUCAUUUGUCACAAAGUGCAAUAGACAAUACAGCUAUAAAACAGCUGUUUUGAAAGGGAACGAAUUAGAGACUGACUAUGAGAUGCUCUAAAUAUAAUCUCAAUCUAACAGCGGUGGUUUACAUAGCCUUCCAUAACUCUGGCCACAUGAAUAAGAGAUUGCCAAAAGUGGCACUAUUUGCUUUACAAAUCUUCUGUGCACGGGUAAUAUUUGUAUAGAGUAAUAAUAUUUAGUAUUUUGUUUAAAAAGACAAAUUUGUUUUCUAUAUAUUGUGAAUCAAAACAGUGUCAUAAAUCUCCAUCUGCAACCUUUAGAACUCUUUGUUACAUAAAGUCUUUUUUUUCUUUUGUGAAGAUGAAGAUCUUUAUUAGGCUACACAAAGCCGUUGUUUAGGAACAUCUAAAAAUAAAGCCCACUGGGAUUAUUACAAUUUCCGUUCUGAAAAAAAGCAUUUCAUUUUCCUCCAGUUCUCCAUGAAUGACAUGAUCGUGUUCUUCUGGAGGCGUUUACUGCAAAAACUAUCAUUUCACAUCUCAGUAAAUCAAGAUAUACACUCAUUGUGCCAUUAAGGUUUUUAAAACCAUUUGUUUCAUAAAUAAGUGAAUAUUUAAAUCUACUGUCACAUCUCUCAUAGCAUAUAAAGGUCAUUUUAAUAUUCCAGUGGGUUCUUAUCUUAAAAUAGACUGCAUCAUUUAUGAAUGUGUUUUAGUUUAAGGAAGGUUUUGACUGGGUAUACACAGUCAAGUCGUUAUUGUUUUGGGUUUUUUUAUACAUGUGCACAAGUUAAUCAUUUUUUUAUUAAUUCAUUCUGGCACUUCAGUGGCAUCAACUGACAUGCAUCAUUAAGAUUUGUGUAAUUGUCUUAUAAGUGUAUGUACAUUAUCAUGCCUUGCUUUGCAAAAUGUAAUAUUGAUCAAAUGUUUAACUGAAGUAUGUUAUGUUCUGUGGGCAUUAAAAGAUGUUUAAUGUACAGCCUUCAUAUUUAAACUGACAUCCGUAAGAGUCAGUUACAAAACAAUAAAUGGUAAUAAAAUAUGAAUUACCAGUA
Molecule: messenger RNA, 3142 nt
Organism: Megalobrama amblycephala (Wuchang bream)
Lineage: Eukaryota; Metazoa; Chordata; Actinopteri; Cypriniformes; Xenocyprididae
Gene: mtmr9
Product: myotubularin related protein 9
Exons: 11
Coding region: 106-1755 (549 amino acids)
Biological process (GO): negative regulation of autophagy
Source: RefSeq, a predicted model, not a curated record